Molecule: messenger RNA, 1158 nt
Organism: Lotus japonicus
Lineage: Eukaryota; Viridiplantae; Streptophyta; Magnoliopsida; Fabales; Fabaceae
Product: putative F-box protein At4g22660
Exons: 1
Coding region: 1-1158 (385 amino acids)
Molecular function (GO): protein binding
Source: RefSeq, a predicted model, not a curated record
AUGGCGAAAAAAAAAGUGAAAAGCGGUUGGUCGGAUAUGCUACCAGAAUUGUUGGAUCUGGUUCUAAAUAAGUUAGUCCUGAUGGACUACCUUAAGUGUCGACAAGUGUGUCGGUCCUGGAGAAACAUAGUUAAUGAUGCAAUCAAGAACAAAUGUCCCUUUGUUCCUCAACUCCCAUCCCUGUUGUUGCUUCCACCAGCUUUUGAUUGCAACGAAAACCUUUUCACCCUUAUGGACAUCACACAGUACAACCAUAUUAAUCAACAAUUCAUGAUCCCACCUCAAGCUUGGGAAGGUGAUUCUGUAUUUGUUCUGUUAGAAGAAGAUGGCUGGUUGAUGUUCGAAGACAAUCAUCAGGUGUUGUGGAUUUUCAAUCCAGUGUCUCAAGAAACGUAUAAGCUCCCACAAAUACCACUAUUGCACAUUGAAGAUCAAAACCCCCCCUCCAUUAUUCCUAUUACUAUUAGAUUUGCUUUAUUCUCUUCUCAAAGCUUGUUGGUGGUGAUAUGUUUUUCUUAUGUUGAUGAUAAAGAUGGAUUGAUCUCACAACUCAUAUUUUGCACGGUCGACAAUGACAAGUCAUGGACUAGCAUUGAUAAAAAUGAGACUCGUUUUGAGUUUACGGAGAUGGUGCUUCUUGGAUGGAAAUUGUAUGCUAUGAACGCAGAUACUAUGACUAUUUUCAAUCUCAAAGACCCCAAUGUCAUUACAACUGAAAAGUUGGUUAUGCCGUUACCAAAGGUGGAAGUUGAUGAAGAUGGUGGAGAAAGUGUAGUAUGCAGUCUAGCAAGAGAUUCUACAUGUGGGCAAGUGUUGCUAGUUUUUUUUAAAACCAAGGGCCUUGAGGAAGUAGACAUUCCCAUCUUCAAGUUGGACAUGAGUAGCCGAAAAUGGAUAAAGCUAGAUAAUUUGAAUGGUCGUGCCUUGUUUUUGGAUUGUGGAAGGGCUCAAGUUAUUUCCACCGCAAACUUUAAUGUUCCACCAGAGUUUAUCCGAAGAAAAGACAAUUGUAUAUUUUUCUCAAUUUAUUUAGACGACAUGAACCCUUAUAUUGGGGUCUACUUUUUAAAGGAAAAAACAUCUGAGCUAUUAAAUGUCAAUUUCCCCUCUUCAAUAACCUCAUGCCGAGCUUUGUGGUUUACUCCUUGUCCUUGGUAG